Molecule: messenger RNA, 1875 nt
Organism: Meira miltonrushii
Lineage: Eukaryota; Fungi; Basidiomycota; Exobasidiomycetes; Exobasidiales; Brachybasidiaceae
Product: Pkinase-domain-containing protein
Exons: 1
Coding region: 1-1875 (624 amino acids)
Biological process (GO): protein phosphorylation; intracellular signal transduction; regulation of MAPK cascade
Cellular component (GO): cytoplasm
Molecular function (GO): protein serine/threonine kinase activity; ATP binding
Source: RefSeq, a predicted model, not a curated record
AUGCCUGGAUCGACUGUAGCGAGUGGCACUUUGAGCCAAUUAUCUUCGCCCAUUUCACCUCCAAAUAGCGUUCCAGGCGGAUCCUAUUCUACUUUGCGCGGUGCGAGAAGCAAUAACCAAAGCGGUGCCGGUUCUGGUAACAACGCUUUUGGAGGAAGUGAAUUUGGACCGGGUGGAAGGAAUACGUUCAAGUCCGUUUUUGGUGGCUUUGUUAAUUCGAUGAGCGAUGUUUUUUCUCAACAAAAGAAGAUUGAAAUUUCAACUCCAUACGAUCCUGUGCAUCUUACCCAUGUAGGUUUCAAUUCUGACACUGGGGAAUUUACCGGAUUACCCAAAGAAUGGCAACAACUCCUUCAGAAUUCCGGUAUCUCAAAAGAAGAUCAAGCGAAAAAUCCACAAGCAGUUAUGGACAUUGUUGCUUUCUAUCAAGAUGUAACGCAAAAUAAUCUUGAAGAUGAUUCUGUUUGGAGAAAGAUGAACGGCGGACCGGGUCAUGCGAAUGAAGGAUCUGCUUCAGACUCACGAUCAGAGAGCACAACAGGUAGCGGAGUUGUACGAUCAGGAGAUGGUGUAUACGAAAAGCCAAGAGCUGCUCCAGCACCACCAGGUGCAGCUGGUCUGAAUACAUCUCAAUCCAUGCGCAAGAGCUCUAGGCCGCCACCUACAGAAGCGAACAAAGCUGCCGCAGCCGCAGCAAUUUCUGCUGGAGGUCCAAUCCCAACAAGGCCUGCGCCUUCACCUGGUCUCGGUGCCGGCCUUGCUACACCGCCUAUGGGAAGUGGAAGUAGUCCGAAGAUUGGAACGAAUAAAACUCCUUCUCCUUCUGGUGCGAGUGGUAAAGGAGCGCUUUCGUCUGCUUCUAUGAAAGUGAAAGGAUCGCCAAGUGGUGGAGCAGAAGGUGCUUCGGUUACAAAAUCUGCUUCUACAAAAGCACCUGCCGGAGCUCAACCUCGUCGAAGGGAUACGAAGAAGACUGGAAUGAAAGAUCAUGAAGUGAUUGAAAAGCUCAAGACGAUCUGUACUGAUGCAGACCCGACGAAACUUUAUCGCGAUUUCGAAAAGAUUGGAGCUGGUGCUUCUGGUGGUGUAUACACGGCUUAUCAAGUGGGAAGCAAUCUGUCCGUUGCUAUUAAACAGAUGAACCUUGAGCAACAGCCAAAGAAGGAUUUGAUCAUCAAUGAAAUCUUGGUAAUGAAAGAGUCCAAGCACAAGAAUAUUGUGAACUAUAUUGACAGUUUCUUGCACAAGGGUGACCUUUGGGUUGUAAUGGAGUACAUGGAAGGUGGAAGCUUGACAGACGUGGUGACCAGCAACGUGAUGAGCGAACCUCAAAUCGCUGCCGUUUGCAAGGAAGUUUUGGAAGGCUUGCGUCACUUACACGCAAACAAAGUUAUCCAUCGUGAUAUCAAGAGUGACAACGUUUUAUUGAGCAUGCAUGGUGAUAUCAAAUUGACAGAUUUCGGUUUCUGUGCACAAAUUGGUGAAUCACAAGCCAAGAGGACGACAAUGGUAGGAACUCCUUAUUGGAUGGCACCGGAAGUUGUGACCAGGAAGGAAUACGGACCAAAGGUUGAUAUUUGGAGUUUAGGUAUCAUGGCAAUCGAGAUGUUAGAAGGAGAACCACCUUAUUUGAACGAAAAUCCUCUAAGAGCACUUUAUUUGAUCGCCACAAAUGGAACACCCAAGAUUCCUGAUUCCGAUAAAACCACGAGCACGUUCAGAGACUUUUUACGAACAUGCUUGGACGUUGAUGCAGAACGCAGACCGGAUGCAACACAAUUAUUGGAUCACGUCUUCCUAAAGCGUACUGCCAAUUUGCGAACGCUUGAACCUUUAAUCAAAUAUGCCAAAGAACAAAGCAAGCUUGUCAAAUGA